AUGUCCGGUCGUCAAAAUUCUCCGCGCAUCGGAGAACAGGCUGCACUGGACGAGGCUCGUGACGCGGGAAGUGGCACCUACGACACGGACGACUGGCAGAAGAUACUGCACGGAGAGCCUCCCACCCCCGGCAUCGUGCUGGCCGAAGGUGCCCACGAUCAGGAGCUGCGGCAGUUUCUGGACACCCUCGAUGAUGAAGACGGUGCGAAUGCGCUGGGCGAUGUCCCGGAGGUGGAGAUUGUCCCAAAGCCGGGAACUAUCGCCGACGAUGAGGUAAUCCUCACUAGAGUCCGCCAGAAGAUGAAAAAGAAGCUGUUGAAGAAGCGGGCCGGAGGAAAGUUGAAGGAAAAGAGGACGGCCGGAAUGCGACAGCAGAAGUCCCGCGUGACGAGACGCAUCUUGCGUCGCCGACUUGCUGCCUACUCGUUUGUCCAGAAGCUGUAUCUGGCCACCAACAGCCGCCGCAUUGACUUCCUCAAUUGGUCGAAGAAGGGCAAGCACCUGCUGCUCGAGUAUGUGGCGCUGCAGGAGCAUUUGAUGGGAUCUCGGUCCCUGUUCCGUUGCAACAGCGUCCUCCAGUUCACGAAGCAGCUGUUGAACCACGGCUUUGUGCGUGUGCUGGACCACGACCUGCAGGAUCUGCCCAAGAGCUCUAUAGUCUUGGUCUUCCAGAAUCCCAACUUCGUAAUGGGUGUGCCGAAAAAGAUCCGCCACAUAAGAAACCUGCAACCGCAAGAGAAAAAGGAGACACCCACACCGCAACAGAAGCAGCAGCAGAAGGACCUCUGCUUCUCUUUCAACUCCUAUCUGUCGCCCCUGCAGAUGGCACGCUGCCGCCUCCGCACGGAGCUGAGCUACCAUUCCGACGUGGCUUUGCUGCAGGAACACGCCAAUGCCUCGAACAGGCCGGUGGCCAAACGCGGGGGCCGGCCGGCCGCCAUCCUGGAGACCACCGUGGAGCAGCAGCUGGUGGCCAAGACGGACAAGAUCGUGAAUCCGUACGAGUCGGUGGCCAAGAUACUCACCAAGCAGGUGCCCUCGUUUGCCGGCUACUACGGCAACGUGCCGCCCCCGAAGCUGCAGGACUUCUUCCAGGAGUACAUGCCCCGCUACGGCAUCAAGAUCAGCGGCUACAAGCAGAUCGUGAUCGACGGCCACAACAAGUCGGGCGACUUCAACCAGAACCUACCCAUUGGUGUGGACUACUCCGACGAGGAGAACGAUGCUGCCGCAGAUGCCAAGAAGGAUGCCUUUGACCUUGAGGAGGUCAUGCAGCAGCUGUGCGACGACGAUGGCGACGGCAGCGGCAGUGGCAGCGGCAGCACAUCCAAGCCCAAGGAGAAGCCCAAACCGAUCAAGUCCAAAAAAAAGAAGUACAACAAAGGCUCGAAAUUGAACGCGCUCCUGGAGUCUAGCUCCAGCUCCGGUUCCAGUUCCAGCGAAGACGAAGACGAAGGAGCUUCCCCGUCAUUGGAGCUGUUUCUGAACGAGAACAACGGCACCUACAAGUUUGUAAAGAAAUCCAAGCAGGAAAAAAAGCUGCCCCAAGGGAUAAGGGCACAGAAAACGACAAAGAAUCGUCUGCAGGGAGUUGAUCGAGAAACUGGCGACGAACCAUUGCCCAAGAAGUCCAUGAAGGAGGCCGAUGUCGAGGUCUUCCCCGACGAAAACGAGAAAUCAGGGCAGAAGAUCUUGAUGAGCGAGGAGGACGAGCUGAUGGACUUUGCCGUAGCCGACGACGACGACGAUGAGGAGUACAUCGACCAGAAGGUGCUGCGCCGCACAGCCACACAGUCGGCAGCCAAGCGCCGCAGCUACGAUUUCCGCAAAUCCAAGCUCACCCUCCAAAAGGAAUAA
This is a messenger RNA of Drosophila miranda, 1857 nucleotides long. RefSeq lists its product as uncharacterized. Bases 1 to 1857 code for a protein of 618 amino acids. NCBI's taxonomy places the organism in Eukaryota, Metazoa, Arthropoda, Insecta, Diptera, Drosophilidae. Gene Ontology annotation, biological process: regulation of DNA-templated transcription. The transcript has a single exon. The record is from RefSeq and is a predicted model, not a curated record. Gene Ontology annotation, molecular function: DNA-binding transcription factor activity; sequence-specific DNA binding.